Molecule: messenger RNA, 1492 nt
Organism: Sturnus vulgaris (Common starling)
Lineage: Eukaryota; Metazoa; Chordata; Aves; Passeriformes; Sturnidae
Gene: NEIL1
Product: nei like DNA glycosylase 1
Biological process (GO): base-excision repair
Cellular component (GO): nucleus
Molecular function (GO): zinc ion binding; DNA N-glycosylase activity; DNA-(apurinic or apyrimidinic site) endonuclease activity
Source: RefSeq, a predicted model, not a curated record
AUGCCCGAGUGCCCGGAGCUGCACCUGGCCGGGCGCUUCAUCAACACGGCGUGCGGAGCGCUGGUGUUCGCGGGCGGCGUGGAGCGCUCGCCGGUGGGCCGCGGCCCGGAGGUGCCCUUCCGCAGCGAGGCCUACAGCAUCUCGGCCAUUGCCCGGGGCAAGGAGCUGCGGCUGACGUUGAGCGCGCUGGACGCCGCCGUCGGCCCCCCUCCGCAGGACCUCGUAUUCCGCUUCGGCAUGUCGGGGUCGUUCCGGCUGUGCCCCGCCGCCGAGCUGCCCCGCCAUGCCCACCUGCGCUUCCUCACCCGGGAGAGCCCCCCGCGCGCCCUCUGCUUCGUGGACCCCCGGCGCUUCGGGUCGUGGCGCCUGGGGGAUGCCUGGCAGCCGGAACGAGGGCCCUGCGUCAUCUCCGAGUACCAGGCUUUCAGGGAGAAUGUGCUGAAGAACCUGGAUGACAGGGCUUUUGACAAGCCCAUCUGUGAGGUCCUCUUAAACCAGAAGUAUUUCAAUGGAAUUGGGAAUUACCUGCGUGCUGAAAUCCUGUACAGGUUGAAGAUCCCUCCCUUUGAAAAAGCUCGGACUGUGCUGGAGGCCCUGCAGGAGCAGGAGAAGAGUAAGAAGGAUCCUUCCCUGACACUGAGCAAGAAGGUGAAGCUGAGGCAAGAGAACCCAGAUCUCCUGGAGCUGUGCCACACCGUUCCCACAGAGGUCAUCACGGCAGAGCUCUUGGACCCUGAGCACUCGGAUAAUUAUGCUGCCUUCAAGAACUGGCUGCAGUGUUACUUGGUGCCUGGCAUGAGCUCCCUGCGUGACCGCAAUGGCAGGACCAUAUGGUUCCAGGGAGAGCCUGGCCCCAUGGCUCCCAAAGGGCAGAAACCCCGCAAGGUGUCCCGCAAGGAGAGCCCUCAGCUGAAGGUAGAACCCGAGGCACCCAGCCCCACGGUCACCCCACGUGCUUCGAAACAGCGCCACAGGACAGCAGUGAAAACCCCAAAGUCAGAGUUAAAGGAGGAAGAGAAGGAAGAGGAGGCCGAUGGGCCAAGGAAAGGACGUGGAAGGAGGAAAGCAACUGCUGCUUCAGCCUUGCCUGAGGUGCCUCUGGGUGUCAGAAGAAGCCGCCGGAUAUCUGCUCGCAGGGGUGAAGGUGCAGCCCCUGCUGUGUGAGUGUUACCUGCUGCCACCUCCUGAGGGGCAAGUAAGGGGCCAAGAGGAGCUCAGGCAGGGCCUGGCCACAGACCAGGGCUAGUGUUAGUGGAAGUGGAGCUGCUCUGUACCUGUGCUCACACUUCUUGGCUACUGUUGCGUUCUCCCAGUGCGGGAGAGAGAAGCUGAGCGUGGUGAUGGGGCUUUUUCCUGCUGUCCACAGGCAUUUGGGGAGAAAAAGGGCCAGAAGCACAUGUUGUGCUGGACUCUGACCCUUCUCUCUGCUUCUUCCCUUUCUGGCUGCUGAUCCAGUCACUGUUUUUAGCUAAUAAAGUAUUUUGUGCAGAAA